Molecule: messenger RNA, 2129 nt
Organism: Vitrella brassicaformis
Lineage: Eukaryota; Vitrellaceae
Source: the annotation of a GenBank genome assembly
CAGGCUCAUGCAUCCAACACACACACACACACACACACACAAACACACGUACCGUUGGUUCCUCCCACCGUAUUGCUAGAGCACCAACACAACAUCAUUCACGCGUGUCACUGAAGCAUCCACCCACCAGCCAUACAUACAUACAUACAUAGCACAUCUGAUGCCGUCUGGUCUUGUCGGCUAGUGCCCUCCCUCCUUCCCGCCCGCCCUUCCAUCCCUCCCUGAGUUAUUCGAUGCCCAGUGGAAUGAACAGCCCCGUCCUCGACAGGCGCCCCAGCUGACCCCACCCAAACUGGCAGUCCUGGUCGCCGAGGUGCUCGUUGAAGCCCUUCUGCACGCCCGUCAGCUGAUACUUGGCCACCUCGUCGAGCCGGGCCUUGUGCACCACCUCACGCACACCCGUCAUCUUGUUGACCACCUGCCCCCCACUGCCGGCGGCACGAAUGGCGAAGCACUUGAGGGGCGGGACGGUCACCUUGACGCGCUUGUCGCCCUGCUGCUCGUAUCUCGUCCCGCCCACCACCUCUCUGUUGCUGCUCGUCUGUGUGGCCGCCGACUUGACGAAGUGGUUGACAGCCGCACGAACGCGGCGCCUCAGCUGCGAGUCGCCGAUGAGGUACUCGUCGAUGGCCGCGGAAGCAGCCGAUGGCUCGUGCAGGAAGGCCCCGAUCUUCCAUGCGAUGCCCUCGGCCUCGUGAGGUCCGAAUGCCAUGUUGGAUGGGGAGGGGUGGGGGUGGGCGCCGUCGUGGUGGGGGGCGAGGGGCAGCAGACGGCCGAGACGCAUCGAGUGGUCGCGCUGGGGACGAAGAGCGUCGUUGAUGGCCGACAUGGUGGCAUUGGGCAGCUCGUUGAGCACCGUGGUAUACUCAGUCAGCACCAGCUGGCGCUUCCGGCGGUCGGCCUCGGUGGCAAUCGGCAUGCGGGUGAUGUCUGCGCCGGUCCGCAGCAGCGUCCGGAUGGUGGCCUUGAUAUUGGGAAUGAUGCUCGAUUGAAGCAUCUCUUGGUAUUGUCGGUCGAGUUGUUCGUCGUGCAGAUCCUCAUGCAUGUGGACGUCCCCCUCCAACCUGUCGACUCGAUCGGCAGCUGUGGCGAGAGCUGUCCUGUUGGGGAUCACGCCGGAUGUGGGUGUGUCGAUCUCGUUAGGCGGGAGGCGACGGCAGAGAUAGUCAGCCGAGCAAGGCGAGCCCAUGGACGCCGCGUCGUGCAGUGGCGUCCAUUCGAUGUUGCGAGUGGCCGUGAUGCUCGCCCCGUUCUCGACGACAAGGUCCAGGUAAGCGUCGAUGAAGCCUUGAGAGACGUAUCCUCUCUCGUUCCUGGCUGCGUGGUGCACCAGGUUGCCGCCCAUAGCCUGUUCCACCUCAGUCGCCAGAGUGCUGUCCUGCUGAAUGAGGCGCCGAUACAUGGCCAGCAGGGCGUGCUCGUAGUCGGAGGGAGCGCUUCUGCCAAACGAGUCUGAGUGAGGCAGCUCCAUCACCAUGACCCCGUGAACGUUGGCCUGAUGCUGCAUCAGCAGGUUAAAUGCCGCCUCGCUGCCAGCCGCGAUCGCCACACGGAUGGGCAUCGUGGGCUGGUGAUGAUGCGGGCGUCCCUGAUUGACAUCUGCACCUCCAUUAAGUAGUGCGGUCAUGAUGUCACGCUCGAGCUGCGGCGACGACCACUGCGGAAGGACAAGUGGACGGUUGAGAAGGAAUCCGCUGCUCUCGUCCCACACCCCAUCGUUCUGAAAGCAGGCCCAGACGGAUCCCCAGACGGAUGGGAUGCAGCCGCCGCUCUUGUUGUCGAUAGCGAGGGCAAGCAGCGGAUAGUGCGAGAGUUGUUCGAAUUGGUAUUCGAGGGCGUCCGUGCGCAGGUGCAAUGCGACUGAGGCAUCGGCGUCUGCUCCUUGUCGCUGGAGCCGCUGCGUCACCUCGUCGGCACUAAUGACAGUGCGGCAGAUGAUGGCCUCCGCCAGCUGUCGGCUGACAUCACUGUAUUCGAGCUCGUCAUCGAACUCAAUGUUCACGCCGCCGAGUUCCGUCCAGUCAAUUCCUGCCGAUAUGACAACCACCCAACAGCAUGACGUUUGCCAUCCCCUUCCCUCUUCGUGCAUGCCUCCCUCUCUGCUCAUCUAUCUCACCUGAUUGCGUCAU